Molecule: messenger RNA, 3650 nt
Organism: Patella vulgata (common limpet)
Lineage: Eukaryota; Metazoa; Mollusca; Gastropoda; Patellidae
Product: glutaredoxin domain-containing cysteine-rich protein CG31559
Exons: 4
Coding region: 323-1198 (291 amino acids)
Biological process (GO): sensory perception of sound
Source: RefSeq, a predicted model, not a curated record
UAAACUCGGCUACUGCUGACUUCUGCUAGUUGAGUCUGACAACUUACCGAUAACAUUACGGCGAAGGGUGACAUGACUGCCACGCCCGAAGGUGAAUGGAUACGUGCAUACGGGGAAAUAAAAAAAACACAACCGUGUUUAAAUAUGUGCUGAUGUGUUCACGAAAAGUCGGUGAAGCGUCACUGAGUUUCAGGCGACUUAUUUGUUGAGCAAAGAAUUCGCUCGUUUUGGUGUUCUCAGAUACUUGUGACAAGACUGUGGUUAAAAUCGUUCACAGAAGACAGAAUUUUAACUGGAUUAGCUCAAUUGAUCAGUGCGGGAAAUGCACCGAGGGGUUAACAAUCAAGGUGAUAUUAGUGAUAAAAAUUACACAAUGCCCGGUGACAUCAAUGUUUUGUGUAAUGAAAUGCAAUCGUUUAAUUUGUCUCAAAUAAACGGUAAAGAUCCGUUUUAUGAAAAUGGAUUUAAAGAAAAACCUACACUGGAGCCGGCGUUACGCGGGGAAUUUAAAGAACAUUUCCACACUAAAGUGACCAACGGACAUUCUCAGAAAAGGGCAGAGUCCACCUUCGCUGGUCGUAGAGAUGUGAAAAGCCCCAGCACCUUAGAAGAGCGACAAAUAGUCAGCUCUAGGGGUACGGUACGUGGAUUUAAAAACCGAGUUAGAGCUGGAAUUGCAACUUUUAUUGAGCCGUUAUCUGAAAGAAGAAAUUACUGUUUGUUAGAGAAAGAUAGAAUAGUCAUAUAUACAACUAGUAUGUCAGUGGUUAGAGAAACUCACGAGAAAUGUAAAAUUGUGCGAAAUAUUCUACAAACAAACAUGGUCCGUUACGAGGAAAAGGAUCUGUACAUGAGUAAAGAUAAUCAACGAGAACUUCAGGAAAGAUUGAACACAAACGGUAUUCGUGUUCCACAAGUUUUCGCUGAUGGAAUACUACUAGGGGGAGCUGAAGAAUUAGAACGAUUAAAUGAAUCUGGAGAACUACGAAAUAUUUUCUCAGAAUAUCCAAAAGUGGUUGUAACAUCUAAUUGUGUUAAAUGUGGUGGCUACAGAUAUGUUCCCUGCCUUAUAUGUCAUGGUAGUAAAAAAUCAGUUCAUAGAAAUCAUUUUACCGAAGAAUUUUGUGCCUUACGUUGUAUGCAGUGUGAUGAAAAUGGACUCCAGAGAUGUGAUUUGUGUGCUGAACAACAAGAAUAAUAUCAUAUUAAAAUAACUUGAAAUAAAAAACUGAAGGCCUAUAGUGUGUUCAAUAUAUUAUAUGACUUUUGUGAGUAUUUAUGGCUGAAAUGACAAUUUCAACUGGUGUAAUAAUUUUUGUUCAUGAGUUGUAGAAAUGUUUGAUAUUUUUACCUGUUUGAAUGUAAUCCUUAAUGACAAAAAGACAGAGAUAUUAAUUAAAGCUACUUAUGGUCAUUAACAACUUUCGGACAAUAUCUAAUCUUCCAUGCCUUUUAAAAUGUACUCAAAUUGAUUAUUUGACAUCUAAUUAAAAAAUCAAAAUGUUAAAGAUAUAUAAACUAUGUACUUGGAUUCAAUCAGAUUAAAAUGGGUUCAUGAAAAGAUAUACCCAACACUUAUACACUUGUUUCUAAAUACUGAAAUGAAAUUCAACCAUUUUUGAACUGGUAUUCCUUUCAGUGAUUUCUAAACUUUUCAAAAUUCCUCCAAUGGUGAUCUGGGGCCUGUUUCACGUAAUUUUAACUAAGAUAACAUCCAAAUUUUAGUACUUUGAUUGGAUAAUAUUAGAUUGCUUUUAGUGCUUAGCCAGUCAAAAAAGAUUAUAUUGUCAAAAUAACUAAGUUGUUAUAUAUAUAUGACUUGACUAGGGACAGAGAAGCCAGAAUCACAUGAGUAACUUUCACUCUGAGGGUUAGUGCAGAGGGCAGGUGGGAUCUUUACAUAAAACCAUGUAUAUGUUUACAUAUAAUUUUACCAUAUGCAGCUAGCAACAAUAUAUUUUGUUCAGAGUCUGAUAACUUCAACAUGUUUACAGUUUGCCCAGUGAUAUAGUAAUGUUUUUGGUUAUGUUUAACAAGUUUGGUUGAUGACCAAAACCUGAUCUCCCCCACUUAAUUAUAUAAUAUGAAUAGAAGACUUAAUGUAUUUAUAUAAUAUGAAUAGAAAACUUCAUGUAUUUAUAUAAUGUGAAUAGAAGACUUAAUGUAUUUGAUAUAAUAUGAAUAGAAGACUUAAUGUAAUUAUAUAAUUUGAAUAGAAGACUUAAUGUAUUUGAUAUAAUAUGAAUAGAAGACUUGAUUUAUUUAUAUAACAUGAGUAGAAGACUUCAUGUAUUUAUAUAAUUUGAAUGGAAGACUUGAUUUAUAUAAUGUGAAUAGAAGACUUCGUGUAUUUAUAUAAUAUGAAAACAAUAUUUGAUGUAUUUAUAUAAUAUGAAAACAAUAUUUAAUUUACCUAUAUAAUGUAAAAACAUGAUUUAUUCAGUUAUAUACAUGUAAUAUGUAUAGAAGAAUUAUUUAUUUGCUUCAAUGGUUAAAUGGUAUUUUGGAAUACGGAUCUGAAUAUUUUAAAAAGUCAAAUUAUGUGAUAAAUUUAUGCAUUAAAGAUGAAACAGUUGCUAUUUUUAUAUCUUGGGUACUCCUUCUAUAAUGGAUAUUAGGGUACUUGUUUAUAGUAAAUAUAUAUAUAUAUAAUUCUUUGUUAAGAUAUAUGUACGAUGUAUGUUUAUAUACCUAUAAGUAUUUUUGUAUCUUUUGCCUUUAUUGAAUUCUUUAUGUGAUCGACUUCCAAUUAUAUUGAUAGGUUUAUACAAGUAAUGUAACCUAUCUUAUUUUGGGUAAAAAAAACCCCUUGAUAUUCUUGUAAUGGUAAGUUUGGUAUGACAAGAAAUUAUUAUGCUUCAUAAAAUUAAUGGGACCUUGAGGGAUGGAUACAAAUUGUAUGUUUAUAUAAGACUGUGUUCACAAUCACACACAUGUACCCAAACUUUUUUUUCGCGUUACAAACAAAAUAACAGUAAAUACUUAAACCAAUGUCUUGAUGAUUUUUUCAACAGUUUAAAGAAGCUAAUGUGAGAAUGAAAUUUCAUAGUGGUAUAUUAAUUCCCUGAUUGUGUUCACAUUGGUAACAUAUUAAUAUAGUGUGGGAAAUAAGUCUACAAUUUAUCAAAGUGUUUAAAUGUCAAUCUAAGUUUUCACAUUAAGAAUAUGGAUUAUUUGCCACACAAUAUCUCAAUGUGAACACAGCCAUAAUAGAUGAUUAUUUUAUUUUAUGGUUUUCAAGGGUGCUAUAUUUGAUUUGGUGGAUUAAGUUUGUUAGUUACAGAAAUGUAUUUAAAUUAAUGUGACUGGUGAUAGAUCACAUGAUUUAGCAUAUUAAUUUCUUGUAUAACAGUAAUAUGUACAUCAUGGUUAGAAGAUCUUAAGCAUAGAGUUCUAGUCAAUUAUCUGUGACAUAAAUUUAAUAUUGUUGUGUUUGUGAUAUACCCAUUAUAUGUUCCCAACUUGUAGCCUAUAAAUUUAAAGAAUGAUUAUUUUUGUAUUUGAGAUUAUAUAUACUCAACACACUUCCAAUCUGAUGCAUUGCUAUUUAUUCUACCAACCUGCAUUAAAAUUAUAUUAUCAAAUUAUAUAAAAUCACUUUUCUCUUCAUAUUAAAGAGUUAUCUCCCUGUUACAACUUCAAUAAAAGGC